This is a messenger RNA of Electrophorus electricus (electric eel), 1373 nucleotides long. It is a transcript of the gene cd247, whose product is annotated as CD247 molecule. The record is from RefSeq and is a predicted model, not a curated record. Lineage: Eukaryota; Metazoa; Chordata; Actinopteri; Gymnotiformes; Gymnotidae. Gene Ontology annotation, cellular component: membrane. Gene Ontology annotation, molecular function: transmembrane signaling receptor activity. Gene Ontology annotation, biological process: cell surface receptor signaling pathway.
UCAGAGCUUCAAAGAGGCUGUCACGUCACCGAAGCUUACCACACAACAGAGUACAGAAGUUAUUCGCCAUCGCUCCCCUGCACCUGAGCACCUAAACAUCUAAUUUUGGACUAUCCGUGGUAGGACUGUUCAUGCUAAAAAUACUGUUCUGGACAACUAGUGCAGACAUUGACUGUAGUGGGGAUAUCUGACUCGGAAGCAUGAGGCUUCAAAAGGCCUGCGUGUUAGUGCUACUGAUCACUCAGAUUUCUCUAGUCUCAGCAGAGGGGAACUUUCUCUACGACCCCAAAUUCUGCUACAUCCUAGAUGUGUUCCUCUUAAGCUAUGGCAUCAUAAUCACGGGCCUGUUUCUGCGGGAGAGAUACAGGAAGCCAAAAACUAAAAGUCUGGAUGAUUCUGACUAUCAGGUACUAAGAGAGGGAAACCAAAUCACUUAUGACAGAUUGAGACAGAGAGAUGCUGAAGGUGGACGUGCCCAUGGGCGUCGCAGACCGCAAGAGGACACAUACACGCCUCUGCAGAAAAAGCCAGAGGACCCAUACAGAGAGAUCCAAGUUAAGAAGGAUCGUCGACAGGAUCAGGUGUACCAGGGUCUGAGUUCUGCUUCUAAGGACACCUACGAUUCUCUGCACAUGCAACCUCUGCCUCCACGUCGCUAACAUGUUAAGCAGUGUUCAUUUGUAACAAGUUCAAUCUUGCAUUCCAAGUUUCACUGCUGAAGAAUGUGGAGUCUCUUACUUACCUGUAUAAUAAAUCAAUCCCCAAUUUACUGUUACUUCGAAAACACCAUUUAGCUUUGUCCGUUCAGUUGUAUUGAGUUGAUUUGAGACUUCUGGUAAUGUAUGGACAACAAAGAUGAGAAUGUCUACUACCAUGUGGAAGAAAUCGACUGAUGUUAGAAUUCUAAACUGCCCCUCAAAGCAUUUUUUUCAACUUAUCUAAUUCAGUAAUGUUUUUAACAGAUCAACUUCAAAACGAAUUUUAAGCAACUUUGCAACUGUACUUAAAUGUUGAAAACAGAAAAAAAUAUGUAUACCAAUACAUGCUUGAGUAGAACAGCUUCUUACAGCUCAUGUAGCAGAAUGUCAGGGGCGGCGCUGUUCUGGUUUCAUGUGGUCUAUGGCAACCCAUAUGACAACAUAUCUAGCAAAACCAAUGUAUGAGCACCAACAAAGGAGGGCAUGAAAAGGUUUCCAUUUAGCUCUAGCCGUAGUGUGUGCACACACCAAUCAGCUACUGUGCUGUGAUGAGGAUCAGGCAAGGAAUGACUUAUUUGGCUUUUACAGAUUUCUUUUUUUUGUAAGUGAUGCUGAUAUACUGAGAAUUUCUGUACAUUUGAUGUGAAACUGCUUUAUUUUUCAUAAUGUAUAAAA